Mesorhabditis belari is the source of this 1863-nucleotide messenger RNA. Lineage: Eukaryota; Metazoa; Nematoda; Chromadorea; Rhabditida; Rhabditidae. The record is from the annotation of a GenBank genome assembly.
AUGGCGGAAACGUCAAAUCGUGGUGAAUGGGGAAGUCAACUUCAAUUCACAUUAGCUGUCGCAGGAUAUGUAAUCGGAUUGGGAAAUAUUUGGAGAUUCCCAGCUUUAGCUUAUAAUCAUGGAGGAGGUGCUUUCCUUGUCCCCUACGUGACUUGUUCUCUUCUUUGUGGAAUGCCUCUUCUUUUUCUUGAGCUUUGUAUCGGACAGUACACUCAAUUGGGGCCAUCAAAGGCUUUUUAUGUGUUCAGACCGGCAUUUCAAGGAAUUGGCUGGGCGAUGGCUUGCAUAGCCAAUCUCACCUGUAUCUAUUAUAAUGUAAUUGUUGCUUGGUCAAUGGUUUAUCUCUUUUACAUUUUAACCGGACAAAAUGAUAGCAUUUCUGUGUGUGCAAAUGAGUGGAAUCGAAAAAGUGGACAGUAUUGCGUCUCUUAUAUUGAAGAUCAAAAAUGCUUGCAAACGCAGAAUCUCACCUAUUAUUUCAAUGGAACUUGUCACAAUGAAACUAUGAAAAUUUAUGUGGAAUCAACACCGGAAUAUCUCAACAGGACAAUGUCUGCAGUGGAACAAUUCUUUGAAAAUCACGUUUUGGAGCGUUCCUCAGGGAUCAAUGAGAUUGGGAGUUUCAACUGGAAGGUUGCCGUUUCUCUUUUCAUUGCGUGGGCGAUCACCGCAUUGACCAUUCUUUAUGGUGUUCAAUUUCUCGGCAAAAUGGCCUAUGUCACAUCGACUGUCCCCUAUGUGAUCAUGGUCGCUUUCUUCAUCAGAGCAAUCACUUUGGAGGGAUCCGAAAUCGGGAUUCGUUAUUAUCUCACAGAACCACAAUGGGAAUAUGUUCUCAAAUUGGAUACUUGGAGAGCCGCGCUCAAUCAAAUCUGUUACUCGUUGGGACUCGGUUUUGGAAAUCUCCUUUCCUUAGCCUCUUAUAAUCCGAUUCGGCACAAUUGCUAUCGGGAUGCCAUGUUAUUUGCUUUCAUCGACACAGCAAUGUCUGUUUUUGGUGGCACAACAGUUUUUGCUACAUUAGGUGUUUUAUCUCAACAACAAGGAAAACCGAUUAGUCGAGUUGUUCAAGAAGGCACAUCUCUUGCUUUCAUUGCCUAUCCAGAAACGAUCUCUCGUCUUCCUUGGCCUGCAUUUUGGUCAUUUUGUUUCUUCCUCACAAUUUUCUUGAUCGGAGUCGGGAGUCAAUGCGCGAUGGCCGAGGGAGUGACAACAAGUUUCCUGGAUCAAUUCCCGACCGCUAGAAAGCACCGAAUUCUGAUCGUGAUCGGCGUUUGUCUCUUCGAUUUCCUCGUCGGUCUCAUCAUUUGUACGGGAGCUGGUAUUUACUGGUUUACCCUAUUCAACAACUACAGCGCGUCCUUUGGUCUUUGUAUUGCGAUUUUGGCUGAAGUGUAUAUGAUUUUGGUCAGUUACGGUGUUCGUCGAUGGCGUGACGAUAUGAGUGCAAUGUUUGACAAACCUCGAACAAUUUUCGGAAAGAUUUUCGGACCAGUCGGAAGUUUUAUGAAAAUCAAUUGGAUGUUCAUCUCUCCACUCAUGUUAUUUUUGGUUUCCAUUAUGAUCAUAAAAUCAAUGUUCGCGGAUGAUGAUGUCUAUGGCAGAGAUACUUUCGUCCACAUUUUCCCGUAUUGGUCCAAGAUUGUUGGGUGUAUUUUGGGCAUUUUACCUGCAUUGAUGUUACCGAUAUUCUUCUUUUACAAUGUUCACUAUUUCAAGAAAUUGGGAAAACCAUUCUCUGAACUUUUCGAAAUCCAAGAGGGUCAUCCGGCUUUCAACAGGAGGAAAAUUUCGAAAAGAAAUGGGUCAACGCAAAAUGGGUCAAAUUUUGUGAUGAAUCAAGUACAUCCAGUAGAAGAAAGA